Messenger RNA from Photinus pyralis (common eastern firefly), 1407 nucleotides. RefSeq names its product cystinosin homolog. Gene Ontology annotation, biological process: L-cystine transport. The record is from RefSeq and is a predicted model, not a curated record. The coding region runs from base 96 to 1190 and encodes 364 amino acids. NCBI's taxonomy places the organism in Eukaryota, Metazoa, Arthropoda, Insecta, Coleoptera, Lampyridae. Gene Ontology annotation, cellular component: lysosomal membrane. Gene Ontology annotation, molecular function: L-cystine transmembrane transporter activity. The transcript is spliced from 7 exons.
CAGUUAUGAAUUACACUUUGGUGUGAUAGGUGCCUUUUUUCCUACUGGGCUACUUAAAUUGAUAUGUGAACGUGUAAUGGUUUGUUUUACAAACAAUGGGCUUUGCGCAAUUGUUGAUGUUUUCGAUUAUAAUUUGCAUUAAUCUUCCACAUAUAAAAAAUGAAGUUACGAUUUCGGUGGACGAUUUGAAUAUUCCCUUGUACGCCGAGGACAAAUUUGUGAUUGAAGUUAGGAAUGUGAACGUGUCAAAUGCACGAUUAAACUUUGUGGUCGACAAUGCAGAUAUAGUUGAAAUUAUCCCAUCGUCAAUCGGUGUGGGUUUGGUAAAAGUAAGGAAUUACGUCCUUAGAGCCGUUGGAAAGUUAGGCGGACGUGCCGAGGUUGUUGCCAAAUUGUCGAAUGGCACGGGUUUAGACACUGUGUCUAUGACGGUAAUAGUCUACAAAAAAGAAUAUCUAUGCAAAGUCUCAAUGAUGGUUGGAUGGGUUUAUUUCUUCGCGUGGUCAAUGUCGUAUUACCCUCAAGUGCGUAUCAACCAUCUCCGACAAAGUGUCAUAGGACCCCACAUAGACUAUUUCGUGUUCUCAUUCCUGGGCAUCGCCUUUUACGCACUAUUUAACGUGGUCCUGUACCUUGUUAAGGAAGUACAGGAUGAGUACCUUCGCCGUUUUCCGGGAAGUUUAAUUCCUGUGCGAUUAAACGACGUACUGUACUCAGUACAUGGUACUUUUAUGUCGCUAGUAAUUGUAGGACAAUUUAUUAAGUAUGAAGGGAAAACGAAUCCGCCAUUAUCCAUCACGGCCAAAGUGAUCUUGGGACUGCUAACUGCAAUGUUCGUAGUGAUGUUCUUGUUAUCAGCGGAAGCCUGUAUUCCAUGGUUAGACUUUUUGAAUUUUUGCUCUAGCGCCGGAGUAAUGACCAGCUUAAUUCGUUUUAUACCACAAGUACUGGCGAACUUCAAGCACAAGUCUGUGAUUGGUGUGAGUAUUACCACUGUCAUAUUUGAUAUCGUGGGAGGAUUCUUCAGUACGCUCCAAAUGUGCGUGGAUUCCUACAAUUACGAUGAUUGGAUAUCUGUCUUCGGAAAUUUCACAAAAUUUGGACUUGGUCUCAGCACACUACUUUUCGAUGGAAUUAUAUUACUCCAAUACUAUGUUUUGUAUCGGGAUAAAAAUUACGUAAUCCAUUGAUGAAUUUAUGGUCCUUCUCUAAUGGAAAGCUGAAAGAGCAAGGGAGAGAUGUUUGGCCAUUGAAGUAUAGUCCCUCUUAGACCAUAAACAGCUAAUGGGGUGGGAAUUAUGAUGCGAACAAGCAGAUGGAGAACGAUUGUCGUAACGGAUACCAGAACUAACCUACGAUACGGUUAAUUUCUUUAAAAUGAGCCUAGUAAAGUGAUACGUAAUUUGC